Molecule: messenger RNA, 1473 nt
Organism: Fusarium proliferatum ET1
Lineage: Eukaryota; Fungi; Ascomycota; Sordariomycetes; Hypocreales; Nectriaceae
Exons: 8
Coding region: 1-1473 (490 amino acids)
Biological process (GO): transmembrane transport
Cellular component (GO): membrane
Molecular function (GO): transmembrane transporter activity
Source: RefSeq, a predicted model, not a curated record
AUGGCUCAUCAAAUUGAUACCCACAGUCAUAGUGACGCUGAAGUCGCGACAAAGCCUAGCCUCGACGCCAAAACCAGUCCCGUGUUGGACACAGAAGCCAUCGACCAUGGUCCUGACCCCAAUGCACAGUCCGGUUCUAAAUGGCGUCGCGUUGCCGGUUUCUUUUGGGACUCCAUUGACGGGGAUCCCAAAUACCGUGCAUAUGUCAGACGUCUAGAUCUGAUCUUCUUUCCAACGGUUUUGCUUGGCUACUUUAUCAAGUAUUUGGACCAGACCAAUUACAGUAACGCUUUUGUCAGCGGCAUGCAAGAAGAUCUCGAUCUCUAUGGCAAUGAACGCAACUGGCUUGGCACAUGGUUCAGUCUGGGCAUCAUGGUCGGUACUAUUCCGGCCCAGAUGCUGCAGCUAAGCCAUAUCCGCCCUUCCAUCUUGAUUCCAACUUGUGAGAUAUGCUGGUCGGCUUUGGUCAUUGGCAUGGGCUUCACCCACAGUAUCAAAGUGAUGUACGCUUUGCGUUUCUUCAUAGGACUGUUCGAAUCAUGCGCUUUUCCUGGAUACAUCGCCAUGCUUGGCAGCUGGUAUGGUCUUAAUGAGCUGACAAAGCGCCUGGCCAUUCUUCUCGAGGUUGAGUCUAUCGCCAGCAUGUUCAGCGGAUAUCUUCAAGCUGGUUUAUACAGUAGUAUGAACGGGCGGCAUGGCCUCGCUGGUUGGAGAUGGCUGUUCAUCAUGGACGGAGUAAUCUCAGUUCCCGUGGCCAUCUGGGGUCUUUUCGGACUGCCUGAUCACCCUCACAACACGAGGGCCUUUUACUGGACAAAAGAACAUAUUAAAUAUGGCCAGGAGCGGAUCACCAAGUUUGGCGUCAAAGAGCGGGUAAAACUGAACUGGGCUGAGAUCAAGCGAAUCUACUUGGGAUGGAGGAUUUGGAUGUUUGUCAUCCCAUACACAAUGGUCGCUGCCUGCCACACAGCUACAAGCUACUUCAACCUCUGGCUCAAGGCAGAGGGUUACAGUGUGCAAAAGAUCAACUACCUACCGACUGGUGGAAAUGCGCUUGCCAUCGUUGUAACUGUUGCCUGGGGCAUGAUUGCGGACCGAACCAAGCAGUAUUAUUGGCUAAUUACAUCCUUGACGCUUCUGAUGAUCGUGGCCAAUAUUCUUCUUUCGGUCUGGGAUAUUCCCAAGUCCGCUCUCAUGUUCGCUUACUACAUCUCCUACGCUGGUUCAGCAAGUACUCCUGUUCUGAUUAGCUGGGCAUAUGGGUUGAACGCUGCUGAUACCAACACGAGGCAGCUUUUAGUCGCUACGGCUAAUCUCGUGUCGUACGCUUGGGUUCUUUGGGUGCCGUUGGUUCUUUUUCCGACAUACGAUGCACCAAAGUAUAAGUAUGGUUAUCAGAUUUUGAUCCUGUUUGGCGGAAUCGCCAUUUUAAGCAUCACGGCGAUGAAGUAUCUGUAUGGCCGAAAGAAGUAA